AAAAACGCUAAAGUUUCGGACAAAUCCAAACAGCGGUGAACAAGCGCGGACCGCAACAGUGAAAGGAGACACCAAGCAACCAAACGUAAAUAUUAAGGCAAAUCUUUGUUUAAUACGCGCGACGUUUACAACGCAUCGUUGACAUAAACUCAGUCGCCAUCCAAGACGAAGAAGACUUACCAACGCACUCCGCGUCGCGUCGCGUUGCGUUGCCCAAAUCAUUUGUUUGUGUUCUCAGCGGUGGUGCAGCAGAAGCAGCAGCUAAUAUGAAAUCAAAAUUAACCGUUUUUGUAGUGUUUUGCGCGUAAAGAAAAAAAUUCCAAACAAUAACAAAAUACAGCAUCAACACAAGUUUUAUCGCCCAUAUAUUUCAUAGAAGAAGAGAUAAAGCAAUUACAUACACACACAUUAUAUAUUUUGUACUUGAACGUUCGUUACCAACAAGGAAUUUGGUAUUUCAUCGAUCGAAAUCAACGUCAACAACAGAGAUCAGUGCUGAUCAUCAUCAAGAUUAUUUUCGUUAUCUCUUUGGCAGUGCCCAGAAACUAAAGUUCAGUUCCUGUUUCUGUUACGGUUUGUUGUUGUUCCUCGAACAGGAUCGCAGGAAACACAAAGUCAGCGAAAUAACACAGUUAGAGUAACAACACACAAGAUGUUUAGUCCGGAAUACGAGAAGCGCAUUCUGAAGCAUUACAGUCCCGAGGCGAGAAAUCUAUUUGGCAAUAUUGAAUCAUCGACGACACCAACAUCGCUGGAUCGCUUCAUUCCCUGCAGGGCACACAACAAUUGGCAGACGAGCUUCGCGUCCAUUAGCAAGUCCAAUGAUAACUCGCCACAGACGAGCAAAAAGCAAAGGGAUUGCGGCGAAACGGCACGCGAUAGUUUGGCCUAUUCGUGCCUCUUGAAGAACGAGCUCCUUGGCUCGGCCAUCGAUGAUGUGAAGACCGCGGGCGAGGAGCGCAACGAGAACUCAUAUACGCCGGCGGCGAAGCGCAGCCUCUUCAAAUACCAAUCACCCACCAAGCAGGACUACAAUGGGGAAUGCCCGUACUCGUUGUCGCCGGUGAGCGCCAAGAGCCAGAAGCUGUUACGAUCGCCGCGCAAAGCGACGCGCAAGAUUUCGCGGAUACCAUUCAAAGUGCUCGAUGCGCCCGAACUGCAGGAUGACUUCUAUCUCAAUCUGGUUGACUGGUCGUCGCAGAAUGUGCUCGCCGUUGGCCUCGGCAGUUGUGUAUAUCUCUGGAGCGCGUGCACCAGUCAGGUAACCCGCUUGUGCGAUCUCAGUCCCGAUUCGAAUACAGUGACAUCCGUGUCAUGGAACGAACGUGGCAACACUGUUGCCGUGGGCACACACCAUGGCUACGUCACCGUCUGGGAUGUGGCAGCCAACAAGCAGAUCAACAAACUCAAUGGACAUUCGGCACGCGUGGGUGCUUUGGCCUGGAACAGUGACAUUCUGUCGAGUGGAUCGAGAGAUCGUUGGAUUAUUCAGCGCGACACUCGCACACCUCAGCUGCAGUCGGAGCGACGUCUGGCCGGCCAUCGUCAAGAGGUUUGCGGCCUCAAAUGGUCGCCGGACAAUCAGUAUUUGGCCAGCGGUGGCAACGACAAUCGGUUAUACGUGUGGAAUCAACACUCGGUGAAUCCGGUGCAAUCGUAUACGGAACAUAUGGCGGCAGUGAAAGCAAUUGCUUGGUCACCGCACCACCACGGACUGCUGGCCAGCGGCGGCGGCACUGCCGAUCGUUGCAUACGCUUCUGGAACACGCUGACGGGUCAGCCCAUGCAGUGCGUGGACACUGGCUCGCAGGUGUGCAAUUUGGCCUGGUCGAAGCACUCAUCGGAGCUGGUCUCCACACAUGGAUACUCGCAGAAUCAGAUACUCGUGUGGAAAUACCCGUCGCUGACGCAGGUGGCCAAACUAACUGGCCACUCGUAUCGUGUACUCUAUUUGGCACUCAGUCCGGAUGGCGAGGCGAUUGUUACGGGCGCUGGCGAUGAGACGUUGCGCUUUUGGAAUGUGUUUAGUAAGGCGCGCAGCCAGAAGGAGAACAAAUCGGUUCUCAAUCUGUUUGCCAACAUCAGGUAGACGACGCGUCAGGUGGGGGGACACACACCAAUCAUAUUUUGACUGAGCGAGGCGCCAAAGGUAAACAGCUACUAAGCAAGCAAGCAACCAAUCAAUCAACCAAUCAAUCAAUCGAUCGAUAACCUGGGGCUAAUAACUAUGCACUCUCAUCAUCUCAUCUACAUGUAAUGUGUGUGCGUGUGUUUCAGUAACCAUAUUUACUAAAUUUAUGUUAGCAUUGUGAAAA
Messenger RNA from Drosophila nasuta, 2315 nucleotides. RefSeq names its product fizzy and cell division cycle 20 related (gene fzr). Gene Ontology annotation, biological process: positive regulation of anaphase-promoting complex-dependent catabolic process; positive regulation of ubiquitin protein ligase activity; anaphase-promoting complex-dependent catabolic process. Gene Ontology annotation, cellular component: anaphase-promoting complex. The transcript has 6 exons. Lineage: Eukaryota; Metazoa; Arthropoda; Insecta; Diptera; Drosophilidae. The coding region runs from base 653 to 2089 and encodes 478 amino acids. Gene Ontology annotation, molecular function: anaphase-promoting complex binding; ubiquitin ligase activator activity; protein binding. The record is from RefSeq and is a predicted model, not a curated record.